Messenger RNA from Annulohypoxylon maeteangense, 2990 nucleotides. RefSeq lists its product as uncharacterized. The record is from RefSeq and is a predicted model, not a curated record. Bases 397 to 2454 code for a protein of 685 amino acids. The transcript has 2 exons. NCBI's taxonomy places the organism in Eukaryota, Fungi, Ascomycota, Sordariomycetes, Xylariales, Hypoxylaceae.
CGAGACUAUUCCGUACAACCUCGUCCUUCCCAUACUCUUUCUCUUCUUCCUCUUCCCUACUACACAACCUCCUCUCCUCACCCAUCUCACGUCCUAUUACGGAAUUCAAUCACCAUACUCUCUAACUGCCUUACAAUUUACUCUGGUCUGGCAACCCUCGAAAUCUAACUACAUAGCCAUGUGACGGAGCUGCAUGAAUAGUCGGGUUAUUGUCAAGUUGGACUUUUAACGGUCUGGCUAGGUGCAGAACUCGUGCAGUUUGUCUUGCCUCGACUAUUACUUCACGAAAUACCAUUGUCAUAGUAUUACAUAUCGAUAUUGACAUUUCAAAGUCAUAUAUUCUCUUAAUUCUUAUUAAUCAUCCACUCCAAAACCGGCAUAUACGAAACUCCCAAUAUGUCAGCUCUGGCGGUUCCUGAUACCGGCCUCCUUCUGGAGAGCUCGGCUAACUCGAGCGACCACCUGCCCUUGCAAGCAUUCGGCAUCACCUUAAGCGACAGCGUGAUUGAGGACAUGAUAAAAUGUGUACAAGGUGGGCAGGAGAUCGAAUUGACCCUGGGAAGCACUCCUAGCUUCCUCAUCGGUUCGAGAGAACAGAAGGUCAAAACAACACCUGAUUCAUACAACUACGACUUGUAUCUUACGAAACCUGAAGAAGCGGCAAAUAAGGCCCAGCGACUACUCAACCCUACUAUGUCUAUCCUAAAACAACUUCCUUCCAAUAUCAUAUCGAAUAAGACCAUCAAGAGCAAAUCUAAGGAUGUGAAGCGAGGAGUUAAGAGCAGCAAACCUCUGCCUCCUGGAAAGUCUGCUAUGGCCAGUGUAUUAUCAAAUUCAGCCACUCGGUCAUUACCUUCAAGUCCUGCGCUUAAUGGAGUUUCUUCGCCGAACCCGGCUUUCUCCGCCUCCCAGCAACUUUUAGAGAAGAAUAAGAACCAAAGGACUGUUCUCGUCCACGAGUUAGCGUCAAGAGACCAAACAUUCGAGCACCUGGCGGAUGUAUGGAAGGGGACUGAGGCGGACCUUAAACCGACUGUAGAGAAGGUGGCAAAUUUCGAUGCGCCAACUAAGAAGUGGAGUCUGAAGAAGAUCUAUUGGAAAGAGUUGGACGUAUGGAAUUAUGAUUACCGCAAUGACGAUCGCGCUGCGGCCAUAGAGAAUGCCAUCAAGCAAUACGACAAGCAACGCAUUUCGACAUCCGCGCCCGAGUGGGAGAAACUACUGGCUCCUUCUGAACGAGGAAAGGGUAUUGUCCUUAGUAAACUUCAAACAAAUCUUGCGAAGGGAAAUCUCACUCCGGUUCCUCGGGUAUCAUCGCAGAAGACCGACGACAGCGGGAACAAGAGUGAUGCCGAUGCUUCCAAGGCAAAAGGCGAGGCUAUGGCUCGAUCCAAUUCGCAACCAGUAGGAAAUAAGACAAAGAAAGUUAGUGAGCGCGAAGCCCAGACGAAGCGCCUCUUUUCCACGAGCACCAAGAAACCUGCGCCGAAGAAGCCUGCUCCCAAGCCAAAACCUAUUACUACCGAAGAAAAGGGAAGAAAGUUCCUGUCUGAAGAGAAGGUCAUCGAUUCCGAGAGUAGUGGGGAUGAGAGGCCAUUGUCGAGCACUACGACCUCGAGCGCACCGAGACCCAAGCCCAUCGAGAAGCCCGUUGAGAAACCUAUCGAGAAGAUCGCCGAAAAACUUAACGAGAGGCGUAUUGAAAAGCCAGCUCCGAAAGCAGUGGAGAAGCCAAAAGAGAAGCCGAAGGAAAGGCCCGCCCCGGUCACUCUCCCUAAGCCUAAGCCUGUUGUCAGGGCACCCCGACCACCAAUUAAGGCAUCUGCCCCAAUUUCUCAGAAGCGAGGUCGGGAAGAUGACGACAGUAGUUCGAGUUCCGGGGCACCGCUCAGCAAGCGAAUCAAGCCGAAGGAGCUUCCUAAGCCACUUCCAAGUACGACAGCUCUAAAGCAUCGCCCAUCCGAUGCAAGUCAAAGCUCAAGAAACGCAGUUGUGGGGACGGGCUCUUCAAACUUUUCAAAGAGCAAGAACACUUCACCCGCCAAAUCUUCGCCUCUUGCAUCGUCACCGCCGACUAAUGCCUCCGACAUUGAAGAGCAGGAGAAGCCACCCCAGCGUAAACCGAAACCCCAGGCUCGAAGCGGGGAGAGGGAGACGAACGGGAUGACGAAUGGUGGUGGCUCCUUGGGCGUUCAGAACAAGAAGCGAAAGGAACGAGAUGUCGAUCAGUACUCGUCACAGCAGUCUACUCCCAACAAGAAGCAGCAAGUGCCGAGAGACGUCCUGGUAAAGGCAAGAAUGUUCACGAAGUUUUACGAACGAUACGAGGCGUUGCAUUAUGAAAUAUCCGGAUUGAAGGAACCACCCGAGGACAAACUGGCGGACUUGCUGGACAUGAGGGAACGACUCGCUACCAUGAAGACGGAAAUCUCACAGGCCGUUGCUGCUCAUUAAUGCUACCUGCCUACACGCCACGCAGGAGCACUUAAAAGCAAUUGAAGAAUCGGAGUUGAGACCUAGAUCGUAUCGAUGAUUUUAUUUUUCAAGCAAGGAGCGAAAGCGGCCGCUUCAAUUCUGGACAGCAGGCUUGCUUUAUCUAACGAAGUCACCUUAUAUCUAUAAUGACGAAUGAAAGCGUAUCCAAAGGCGGCAGGUUUUGCAUUUUUAUUAUUUAUCGAUGGUAUUGACCAUCUGGCGAAAUAUUGGCUAUUGCAUUUUUUGGGGCAACUUGCUUUUUUUUAUACAACUGGAUCUAGCAUAGGUCGAAACAGGAACAGCAUGACACAACUGGCACAGGCAUUCGGAUACUUAUUACCCUGCAUAGGACAAAAAACGGCGUGGAUAUUUUGAUGCUCGGAACGUUUGAGAGCAUGAGGAGUUUUUUUUUUAUGGCGACUUAGCUACCUAUCUAACAAAUGUUGGCAUGUACACAGGCGUGGUAUGCGUCCUUUAAGUCUACUAUGAGACCAACAUGGAAUGAAUUAUCCUGA